This is a messenger RNA of Owenia fusiformis, 2261 nucleotides long. The record is from the annotation of a GenBank genome assembly. Lineage: Eukaryota; Metazoa; Annelida; Polychaeta; Sabellida; Oweniidae.
UGAAAUGUCAACAUAAUCUAGUUUCUCAAAGUCAAAUUACAACAAAUUAAUAAAAAAUGAUCAGAAAAAAUUUAGCAUACAAUUGAAAUACAUCAGAUUCAAGCCUCGAGGUGCAUCUUUAAGUACAAGUAUUUAUAUUUUGGAUGGAUGGCAUGUUAUAUAGUCAUUUGAUCUGACAGCGUUGAAAAAGUCAAGCAGUGUAAAGAAGAUUUUUCUUUGAUCAAAUCCAUUAUUGUUGGCUAUUGUUGGAAAUGUAUGACUUACAUGCACUAUUAAUAUAGUGGAAUAAAAAUUCAUGUAACAAUAAACUGAAAACUGGAAAUUAAAAGGGAGAAAUGCAAUAUAUCAAAAUACUAAAGCGGCGUUCACAACAAUCAAACUAUUGCUGAUAUCACCAUGGAAGCAAAUAGAGAUGAACAAACACUGAAGCAAAUUUUGAAGGACUUUGCUUCAAAUACGACAUCACAUGGUUACUCGCAAGUCAAGCUCUCAACAACAAGACUUCAAAGAUGGAUAUGGAUUGCUAUAUGCGCAGUUGUCAAUGUUGUUGGUUUAGCAUUAUUUGUCACGCUUAUGUUUAAAUAUUUUCAAUUCGAAACAAGAGAAGUGGUAUCAGUUGAAAAUAAACAUUUGAAGUUUCCUUCAGUUACAAUAUGUGCGUUGUACCCUCUGGCAGGCUCUAAACUUGGUAAAUAUGCAAAACCAUUAGAAAAUAAAACAUCAUUCGAAUCUGCAAAUCUUAUGUCAAGCACUAAAGCAAUGGCUACAUUGACUACCUUUCUUGAGAAUCUGAAUGAGAAAUAUGUGCAACAAAACAAAUCUGGCCAUGCAGAUAGAUUUUCUAAACAUUACAACAGGCUGCUUUCGUUUAUGUUCAGGUCUGAAAACAGCCAAAUAGAAAUGGCUCAACGUUCACAUAGCUAUGAGGACUUAAUUGUAAGUUGUGAUUUCAAAGGUGAACCAUGCAAACGAGAGAUGUUUCGUUAUGAGUUUAACAAUGAAUAUUUCAACUGUUAUACAUUUAAUGGAGUCGGGACAAAUGUAUCAUCAAAAAUGGUCUGGACUGGGUCAUUAUAUGGACUUAAUAUCGUAUUUUAUAUUGACGUUUCCACUCUUAAUCCUAACUACACAAUCUACAAUCCAAAAUCACCAUCUGGUGGAAAUUCUGGCAUACGUGUGAUUAUUCAUCCGCCUCAUACCCAACCAGACAUCAUAAACAAUGGAAUUAAUAUUGCUCCAGGAUUUUCAACUGAUAUAGGACUUAAUCUUUACAGGAAAGAGAGAUUGGAGCCACCUUGGGGCGAAUGUAAGAAUGGGAAAAGAAUUGAAGGAUUUGAGUAUGAGUACUCUGUAACAAGCUGCAGAGGUCAGUGUCGCCAAUGGUACUUGUAUGCAAAAUGUCACUGUGUUAGUGCUUUCUUUUUAGUACCCAAGGAUCUGGUGAAUGUUCAAUACUGUGGCAAAUUGAACCUUAAAAAUUUGAAUAGUGAUAAGGCAAAUAUUAGUGUUAUUACAGAAGAUCUUGACAGGUUGGAUUGUGAAAGAAAUCACAUUAGGCACCACGUUGGCUCCUACCCUAAAGGACUAAGAUGUGAUUGCCCAAUGCCAUGCUCCCAUAACCAAUACACCAAGCAGCUCUCAUACUCCAAAUGGCCAUUCAAAGCUGCUAUUAACUCAUACUACCAUACUCAACUGAAAUACAUAGCAAACUACGAGCACCUAUCAAUGUACCCAGCUAUCGAAAAUGCAAGAAACAAAUCAGAUGAGGAAUUCUAUGAUGUAUUUCAUCAAAACUUCCUCCGACUGAAUGUGUUCUACGAUUCUUUAAAUGAGUAUGUUACCAAACAGGUUAAGGACUAUGAAUUGGUCGAUUUUGCAGCGGAAGUGGGUGGAGUUUAUGGUAUAUGUGCUGGCAUUUCCAUUGUGACUGUUUGUGAGAUCAUACAACUUAUUUUGGCAGUGGUUAAGUGGCAUCAAAAUCAGUAUGAAAGCAGAAAAGUGAAUGUAAUUGAGGCGGAUAGAAAUAUGAAAAUGAGUAAUACGAAGACAUGAAGGGAACAGACAAUUUGAAGAUGAUAACUAAUGUUUGAUUAAACAUAAACUAAGAUAAUGUAUAAGUAAUAUGGUAAAAUGUAAGCAUGUGUUUGCCAUUGCUAUUAUUAGUUAAUGAAAACACAGAAUGAAAUCCUGUGCUAAGUGCUGAUGUGAAAAAGUCAGUCCACCCCAGUGGGGAUCGUAGCCACGACCCCUCGCUUUCCGGG